AGAUAUAUAGAUUGUCCACAGUCCCCCACAUGCUAUAUACGCGUGUGCGUAUGUGUGUGUGUGUUAAGUUUCUAUAAAUAUAUAUACUGUAUAAAAUAACAAAAACACACUCCAAAAUUCAACCCCCCGCCUCAACUGCAUUCAUUCAUAAUUGAGAGAGAUGACGGUGAAUAUUACAUCGAUAAAAACAGCAUCAGAUGGUGUUUGGCAAGGUGACAACCCUUUUGACUAUGCAUUUCCUUUGUUAAUUGUCCAAACUGCCCUUGUCCUCGCCGUUAGCCGCUCUCUUGCCUUCCUUCUCAAGCCUCUCCGUCAGCCCAAAGUCAUUGCUGAGAUCGUCGGUGGAAUUCUAUUGGGACCAUCGGCAUUAGGCAGGAAUCAAAACUACAUGCACAAGAUAUUUCCCCGUUGGAGCACUCCAAUUCUGGAGUCAGUUGCAAGCAUUGGCCUACUUUUUUUCCUCUUUUUAGUCGGGCUAGAGCUCGACUUGAGCUCCAUUCGUAGGAGUGGGAAACGGGCAUUUGCAAUAGCAGCAGCAGGGAUCUCGCUCCCUUUCAUACUCGGAAUUGGAGUCGCAUUUGUUUUAAGAAAAACUAUUGAAGGAGCCGAUAAAGUUGGGUAUGCUCAAUAUCUUGUGUUCAUGGGAGUGGCUUUGUCCAUUACUGCCUUUCCGGUGUUGGCACGUAUUCUGGCUGAACUGAAACUGUUAACCACUAGAGUGGGUGAGACUGCAAUGGCUGCAGCUGCGUUUAAUGAUAUCGUGGCGUGGAUAUUGCUUGCCCUAGCUGUUGCACUUGCCGGAAAUGGAGAAGAAGGCGGCCCGCAUAAAAGCCCGUUGAUCUCUGUUUGGGUUCUUCUUUCAGGAUGUGCGUUUGUUAUCUUCAUGAUGGUUGUGAUCAAGCCAGCCAUGAACUGGGUGGCUCACAGGUGCUCACCUGAACACGACACCGUAGAUGAGGCCUACAUUUGCUUAACACUAGCCACGGUUAUGGUCUCCGGCUUCAUUACUGAUCUCAUUGGCAUACACUCCAUUUUCGGAGCUUUUAUCUUUGGGCUAACCAUCCCUAAGGGAGAUUUUGCCGAGAAACUAAUAGAAAGGAUCGAAGAUUUUGUUUCCGGGUUGCUUCUCCCGUUAUAUUUUGCUUCUAGUGGAUUGAAAACUGACGUUACAAAAAUCAGCGGAGGAAAGGCAUGGGGACUACUAGCAUUGGUGAUCACCGCCGCAUGUAGUGGGAAGAUAUUGGGGACAUUCGUGGUGGCCGUGUUGUGUAUGAUGCCCAUUAGGGAAUCAAUUACACUAGGAUUGUUGAUGAACACAAAGGGAUUGGUAGAACUCAUUGUUCUAAACAUUGGCAAGGAAAAAAAGGUUCUUAAUGAUGAGGUUUUCGCUAUAUUAGUCCUCAUGGCACUUUUCACCACUUUCAUCACAACCCCGGCUGUCAUGGCUGUCUACAAACCUGCUCGUAAUAGAAGUGGUAAAGGCUCCACCUCCGGGAAGAAAUCUGGUCUACGAGUCUUAGCAUGUGUCCAUGGCCCGGGAAACAUAUCUUCAUUGAUCAACUUGAUAGAAUCAACGCGGUCUGUGAACAAGACGCAGCUCAAGCUCUACAUACUGCACCUGGUGGAGCUCACUGAGCGUAGCUCGUCGAUAGUAAUGGUUCAAAGGUUCAGGAAAAAUGGUCUUCCUUUUGUCAACCGGUUCAACUACCGGGUCCGUGCAUUUCAUGAGAGAGUUGCGGUAGCAUUCCGAGCUUAUGGCCAGAUGGGCCAGGUUGUAGUUCGGACCACCACUGCCAUCUCAGCAUUGACAACAAUGCAUGAGGAUAUCUGUCAUGUUGCAAAAGAGAAGAGAGUACCAAUGAUCAUACUUCCAUUCCACAAAAGAUGGAUAAAAACGGACGGUCCAGAUGUGGUUGAGAAUGUAGGCCAUGGCUGGAGAGGGGUGAAUCAGCGGGUCCUGAUGAAUGCUGAAUGCUCGGUGGCUAUAUUAGUCGACCGGGGUCUUGGUGAUGAGUCCCAACAAACCCUUGGACCUGCUGCCACUAUCGUACAAAAGGUGUGUGUAAUGUUUUUUGGUGGCCCUGAUGAUCGAGAGUGUUUGGAAUUGGCUGGAAGAAUGGUGGAGCAUCCGGCAGUCAAUGUGACCAUCUUGAGAUUUGUAGAGGAGAAUAACGAGCAACACAAUGGUGUUGGGCUGAAGCCGGCUCCUAGUAAAGGCAGAGAGAAGUAUACAUUCUCAACAGCAAUUAUCCAUCCAGAUAUAGAGAAGGAACGCGAUGAGAAAGCAAUCGAUGAUUUCCAAAGGAAGUGGGAAGGGAUGGUGGAAUACAAAGAAGACAAGGUGUCCAACAUCACUGAGAGCAUAUUGACGAUGGGAAAGAGUGGUGAAUACCAACUCAUUGUUGUAGGCAAAGCACGGGUCCCUACUUCUACAGUUGCUAGGUUAGCCGACAGACAGCCUGAGCAUGCAGAACUUGGGCCAGUUGGAGACCUCUUAGCAUCUUCAAACAAUGGCGUUGUGUCUUCUGUACUUGUGAUUCAACAACAUGAUAAGGUUGAAUCAGAAGAAGUUACAGUUUCUCUGGCAAAUAAUGAGGAGAUGGCAAAUGAGGUAUAGAUCGGUAUCAAUUGAGUUUCAUGCGACCAGAAAAAUAAACGUGGGUAGUACAUAUAAGGAACAAAAAUUGGAAAAGAAAGAAGUAAUGUGUUAAUGUUAUUAUUAUGUUUUGAACUUGUCUAUUAUUUCUAUAUUUGAUCUCAUUCUUCAACAACAAA
This is a messenger RNA of Erigeron canadensis, 2775 nucleotides long. Its product is annotated as cation/H(+) antiporter 20. Gene Ontology annotation, cellular component: membrane; endomembrane system. The transcript has 5 exons. Bases 161 to 2617 code for a protein of 818 amino acids. The record is from RefSeq and is a predicted model, not a curated record. Gene Ontology annotation, biological process: regulation of pH; proton transmembrane transport. Gene Ontology annotation, molecular function: antiporter activity. NCBI's taxonomy places the organism in Eukaryota, Viridiplantae, Streptophyta, Magnoliopsida, Asterales, Asteraceae.